Populus euphratica (Euphrates poplar) is the source of this 1081-nucleotide messenger RNA. RefSeq names its product bifunctional phosphatase IMPL2, chloroplastic-like. The annotation marks the transcript as partial. Gene Ontology annotation, biological process: L-histidine biosynthetic process. Gene Ontology annotation, molecular function: histidinol-phosphatase activity. The record is from RefSeq and is a predicted model, not a curated record. NCBI's taxonomy places the organism in Eukaryota, Viridiplantae, Streptophyta, Magnoliopsida, Malpighiales, Salicaceae. The transcript is spliced from 8 exons.
UGUUUAAUUAAUUUUGUUACAGGUCCUGUUACUAUAGCUGAUAAAGCAGCGGAGGAAGCUAUGAUUUCAAUUAUACUAGAGAAUUUUCCUUCUCAUGCAAUUUUCGGGGAGGAGAAUGGGUGGAGGUGCAAAGAGGAGUUUUCAGAUUUCGUUUGGGUUUUGGAUCCGAUAGAUGGGACCAAGAGUUUUAUUACCGGUAAACCUUUGUUUGGUACACUCGUUGCUUUGCUAUAUAAGGGUAAACCGAUUCUUGGCAUAAUUGACCAGCCUGUAUUAAGGGAACGAUGGAUUGGCUUAAAUGGAAGGAGAACGACAUUGAAUGGAGAGGAAAUAUCUACACGGGCUUGUGCCAAACUGUCACAAGCAUAUUUGUAUACCACUAGCCCACAUCUGUUUAGUGGGGAUGCUGUAGAAGCUUUUGCUCGUGUUAGAAGCAAGGUGAAAGUGCCAUUAUAUGGCUGUGACUGUUAUGCUUAUGCUCUUUUGGCUUCUGGAUAUGUAGACCUCGUAAUCGAGUCUGGUCUCAAGCCCUACGAUUUCCUUGCCCUGAUACCUGUGAUAGAGGGAGCUGGAGGCAUUAUAACAGACUGGAAAGGACACCACCUCUUCUGGGAGGCUUCUCCAGAUUCUCGUGCAACAAGUUUCAAUGUAGUGGCGGCUGGAGAUAAACAAAUUCACCAACAAGCUCUAGAUGCAUUACAAUGGCAUUGAAGAUUUGCACCCGAUUCUUACCUCCAAUGUAACAAUGUCUGCUCUUUUGGUUCAAAUAUUUACUAUUUUAGAAACAGACCCCUUUGGGAAGCUAAUUCGACUAGUACAAGUGAACUAGUUUUAUUUACAUCUCAUCAAUAAUAAAUCUACUUUUCUGUUUAUCUGAGUAAUUGAUCAAUCAAUUUGUGUUCAUGUCAAACCUCCUCAGACACAUUAGUUAUAAAGACUAACUGAAAGUCGAGUGAAAGCAUAACAGUGAUAUUCAGGGUAAAUUGAGAUGCUUGAAUUGCUCACCAGUUGAUUGGCAGAGGGAUAUAACGAUCAAAUAUAAGCAUUUCAGUUGAGUAGAAAAUGAUUCAGCUAAACCGGG